Messenger RNA from Lolium perenne, 1777 nucleotides. RefSeq lists its product as uncharacterized. The record is from RefSeq and is a predicted model, not a curated record. Lineage: Eukaryota; Viridiplantae; Streptophyta; Magnoliopsida; Poales; Poaceae.
ACCCCCCACUCCGCCACCUCCCUCCCCACCCCCCCUCUCGGCGGAUGAUCCGUCCCCUCACAGUUCGUUCUCCAGCGUAGAUCCAGCAUCCAAAUCUUGUAGAUCACAAUUGUUGAGUCAGAUCUGCGAUUUUGAAGCUCGCGGUGGAUGUCACCUUCGAGGUCUCGGAAACGUCCUUCUUCGCCGCCGGCCGUGGCUGCGUGCGCAAGGAAGCGCCGCCGCCCCACAGUGAUAGCCCCAGACGCCAGCACGGUUGUGACCCCGUAUGCCGGCGGCGCGUGCGCAUCGGCAUCCUGCUGGGAGUCGCUGCCCGGAGAUUUGCUUCGCCUGAUAGCGUGGCGCAUUUUGGCCGACGAUCUGCUGGAGUACGUCCGCUUCCGCGCUGUUUGUACCAGUUGGCGGUCUGGCACCGUCUGUCCGCGCGGACGUGGUGUCACCGAUCCGCGCUUCCACCCACGCCGCUGGAUGAUGCUGACCGAAGGUCACGGCCUCUACCCUGGUUAUGGCAAGCUGGAUGGGUACGUCCGCUUCUUCAACCUUGACAAGGGAACCUUCGUCCGUGUCAAACUCCCACUGUUCAGGAAACACUGCGCUCUUGACAGUGCGGACGGCCUGCUCCUACUCCAAAGGGACGAGGACACCGUCAUCCAUGUUCUCCACCCUUUCACUGGCGACAUUGCUGAGCUCCCACCACUGGCCACCCUCCUCACUCAGUUGGACGGUUAUCUAAACGGAGCACCUGAAUGGGAAAGGUGGUUCUCCAUCAGAAACAAUCUAUGUGCUUCGGUUUCCUGCAAUGCCGGAAUCACCACAGUCAUGCUUGCCUUCCACCAUCUGUCUCGUGUAGCCUUUGCUACCUCUCAGGACCGGCACUGGACUAUGACAAGCUGGGAGGUUCCUCGUAGUGUUCGACCCUUGUCAUUCCGUGGCAAGAUAUACGUGGUGCAUAACCAAACUCCAACAGUUGAUGCUACAUCACAUGUUCUCCAGAUAGAUCACCCCCUGCAGAAUGAGAUAGGCAUAGGGUUUCAGCAGCCGUCACCACCACGGUUAGUCGCCACAUGUCCGCCCAAUGUUCUCCGUUAUCCCAUCUACCUGGUAGAGUGUGACUCGGAGAUCUUGGUGGUUGGUCAUAGCGACAGUUCCUUUUCUCACAUUUUAGUAUACAAACUUGCGGAUCUUAUGCUGGGAAGGUUUAUCCCCGUAACAAGCAUUGGAGAUCGUGCCCUCUUAAUUGAAGAAAGGUCUCUGAGCGUCUCCUCUAAGUCGUUACCUACAGUCAUGGCUGAAACUGUCAUCUACACACAUCCAAGAACGCGUGAUUUUGCACAAUACCAGCUUGGUACUGGCACUUGGUCUCAACCCAUCGACGAAUGCGGGCUAGAUGGCUUUGCCCCGGGUCCUCGUAGCCUCAUCCACCAUGUGAUGAGCUGCUGCAUCCGCAACGUCUGGAACAAAGGGCUGAUAUAUUCUAAAAAAGAAUACAGUAAAUCUGGAUGGCUUCUUUGGAAGGUGAAAAGAAAGUUCCGCACUGGGAGCUGAAUGACCCAUGUUGCGUGGAGGAGCUGGUGGAUGUCUACGAUGUAGAGAGAGGCGUCCUGGUGCGCCGCACUAAGUUAGCUUUGACAAAAUCUGUGGUACUCUGUGUUAUACACUUAUGCAAGUCCUGCAGCCCCUGCUGCCCUAUACUGUUAAACUAUUGUUUUCUUUGUUGUUCAGUACUGAUAUAGCAUUGCUAUAUCCGGCAAAAUGUUUUAGUUACGUCAGCAACACCGAA